GCUUUUCUCCUUGCAAAAUCCGUCAGUUAGAUUGAAAGAAGUGAGUGAAAGGAGCAGUGAACAGGUUACAGGGGACCGGAGAAGCAAAACCUAGGAACCGCGGUAGAUUGUUUUGUCAAUUAAAAAUGGCAGGCCUGGCCUACAACUGCGUCUUGCCCUCCCCUGAAAUGCGAAAAUGGAAUGAGAUUAUCAAGAAACACGUGCUCAGUGGUGAUGCAGUUCAAGCUAUGGUAACGUAUGUCAAUGUGCAAGAAAUUGGCUUUCAUGCUGAUAACUUCACUUUCCCUAUUUUACUCAAAGCAGCAGGGAGGUGGUCUAGUCCUUGUAUUGGGCUAGCCCUCCAUGGCCAGACAAUAAAAGCAGGUUUCUCCGGCCAUGUUUUUGUCCAAACUGCUCUGCUGAACAUGUACAGGUCUCAUCGUUGCGUUGCUGAUGCUUGUAAAGUGUUUGAGAAGAUGCCUGUCAAAGAUGUGGUUGCUUGGAAUUCCAUUUUAGAUGCCUAUGCUUCUACUGAUCAGAUGGAUGAUGCACUCAAAGUAUUCAAUUCCAUGCCUUUAAAGGACCUCUUAUCUUUCAAUAUCAUGAUUUCUGGGUACUCAAGCAUUGGAAAGACACUGUCUGCGAGAAGUAUCUUUGAUAACAUGGCAGAUAAAGAUAUAGUCUCUUGGAACUCAAUGAUAUCGGCAUAUAUCCAAGGUGAAGAUAUGGAAAGAGCUUGUGAUUUGUUUAGGGAAAUGCCAGCGAAGAACAUCAUCACAUGGAAUACAAUGGUAAAAGGGUUUUUACAAAAUAAACUAUAUGGAACCGAGGUACACAUAUAUGCCAUUGAUAACGGACUUGCAUCAAGUCCCCAUGUAACAACAGCUUUGAUUGAUAUGUAUGCCAAAUGUGGAAGCAUACAGCAAGGUUUACGGGUUUUCUAUAAGUCGCAAGUUAAGGAUAUUUACUGUUGGAAUGCAUUGAUUUCCGGGCUUGCACUUCACGGCCAUGGCUAUGCUGCUCUCAAUAUAUUCAACAAGAUGAGAGAGAACCAUACAAGGCCUGACGAUAUUACCUUCAUAGGCUUGCUUAGUGCUUGUAGCCAUUCAGGUUUAGUGCAAGAAGGUAGCCAAUUGUUUUAUAGUAUGCAAAAGGAAUUUGGAAUAUCUCCCAAAAUAGAGCAUUACGGAUGCAUGGUUGAUCUUCUUAGUAGAGCAAGGCAUCUUGAUUGCGCGUUACAACUAAUCAAAACUAUGCCAUUCAAGCCAGGAGAAGCCAUCUUGGGUGCUUUGCUUAGUGCCUGUAUACUUCAUCAGGAUCUUGAGGUUGGUGAGAGAGUUGUAAAGCUUGUUUCUUCCAGGGGUAACUACCUUAGCGAUGGAGAGCUCAUGAUGUUCUCUAACUUGUAUGCAUCAUGUGGUCAAUGGGAAGAAGCGAACAAAUGGAGAGAGAUGAUGAAUGACACAGGCAUUGUUAAAACAGCUGGAUUCAGUGUGGUUGAAGUUAAUGGGAAGUUUCAUAAGUUCCUGGCUGGGUAAAAAUCGGCUAAAAUGUGAGUGGUGGUGCCAAUUCUGAGAGACAGUUUCUUUACUACUUGCCCAUUUAGCAACACAGUACACAGCGGUGCAAACUGCAUUUCAUCUAAAAAAACAUAAAAAAUAAUGUUUUUGUUGCGGUGCACUGCAUUGAUAAACUAUGCCUAAUUGAUCUUGGCCUUGUGUCAAGGAAAAACUUUGCCUUCUGCUAGUUGGAGGUGUGCCUACCACUAGCCCAAAUAGUUAGGUGCAGUCCUAUCAUUGAUACUCAGCGAUCUCAUGACUAUGUUAUUUUGUCCCAAUUUUUCUAAUAACACUGACAAUUUUCUUAUUA
Populus euphratica (Euphrates poplar) is the source of this 1848-nucleotide messenger RNA. Its product is annotated as pentatricopeptide repeat-containing protein At3g29230-like. The transcript is spliced from 2 exons. Bases 126 to 1517 code for a protein of 463 amino acids. Gene Ontology annotation, molecular function: protein binding; RNA binding. NCBI's taxonomy places the organism in Eukaryota, Viridiplantae, Streptophyta, Magnoliopsida, Malpighiales, Salicaceae. Gene Ontology annotation, biological process: RNA modification. The record is from RefSeq and is a predicted model, not a curated record.